AAUGGGUGCUAUAGAAAUAAGCAAAAAUUGGACUGAUUUUGGGUUUAUCCUCGCUUUACCAACAUUUUGUCACUUUUUUGCCAUAUUCCCUGUAUAGAAUUCUGUUAACACUUAUGGGAAAGGUAAGUAGCAGCUAGCUAGGUGGAUGUUGAUUGAUGGGGUCAGCCCCACCUGCAUGAAAAUAUUAUUUACUGUCAGUCUCUGCAUGGCCAAAACUCAGGACAGAGAUUUGAAGCCAAUCCUGCAAACCAUCACUCACACAAGACGUCCCACUUGCUUCAAUUAAACUAGUAUGGAUAAGGAUUGCUCUUGUGAGUAAAGGGCCAUGGGAUCUUGGAUUUCUAAUUGCAAGCAGCAUUAAGACCUACUGCUGUUCCAUUUGGAAAGUUGAUGGCAAAACUCCCAUAGACUUAAAUAAGAGCGAUAUCAGGGACAGCAAGGUUCAUGUCCAGCUAAUCCUGUCUAUCAGGAGUUUAUUUUUAGUGCAGAAUUAGCUGAGGUCAGAGUCGACACUGUCGGGUUUAGGAAGCUGUUCAGUGUCUCUCUCAAGGACUGACUUUGAAUGAUAUGGGGAAGAAACAAGUGUGCCCACCCCGUGCCCUUCCCCCAGUUCCAAGUGGAAGCCAAGAUGAAAUUCCACUUAGUCGUCCAAAAAGAAAGAAGCCCAAAGGAAAAAAUGCACUGGAGGGUAUUGUUCACGCAGCUGUCCGUCGGCCAUCUGAGAGUAGCGAGCCUCUAACUCCUGAGGUUCAGGAUGCUCCACCUCAGAGGAAACGCAAGAAGAAGAGAAUGCCUCCUGAAUCUGAGACCUCUUUCACCCAGCAGAAUGUGCCCAACACAUCCUUUUUUCAGACUGGAAAUGGCAUGGAUCCCCAGCCCUCUGAAGAAACAGUGAUUCGUAAACAUCGAAAAAAAACUAAGAAGACUCGGCCAGCAGAAAUGCAAUGUUCCAAUGAACUGGGAGUGGAGGAAGAGGACAUUAUUGAAGAUGAACAAACAAAAAGUCCAGAUCAGCAACCUGUGUUUGCUGUUCCCACUGGUGCUAGCCAGCCUGUGAGCAAGGUGUUUGUUGAAAAAAAUCGGCGUUUCCAGGCAGCUGACCGCACAGAAUUGGUUAAAACCACAGAAAACAUUGAUGUAUUUAUGGAUGUAAAGGCUUUAUGGACCACUAGGGAUGUGGCACUCUCAGUGCACCGUGGUUUCAGGGUGAUUGGACUCUUUUCUCAUGGCUUCCUUGCUGGCUAUGCUGUGUGGAACAUUAUUGUAAUAUACAUUCUAGCAGGAAACCAGCUAUCCACUCUCUCAAACCUGCUACAGCAGUACAAGGCCUUAGCAUAUCCUGCUCAGAGUUUCCUUUACUUGUUGUUGGCUAUCAGCACAGUUUCAGCCUUUGACAGGAUUGACUUGGCUAAAGCAUCAGUAGCAGUGCGAGGCUUCCUGACCCUGGAUCCAGCAGCCAUAGCCUCUUUCUUAUACUUUGUUGCUCUCAUCUUGUCUCUGAGCCAGCAGAUGACAAGUGACAGAAUCAACCUCUAUACACCACCUUCGGAGAAUGGGAGCAUCUGGACCGCAGGUGCAGAGGAACAGAUUCUUCAUCCAUGGAUUGUGGUGAAUCUGGUGGUAGCUCUUCUGGUUGGGCUAUCCUGGCUCUUCUUAUCUUACCGACCAGAGCUAGAUCACAGUGAAGAACUGAUGUUUCAUGCUGAAGUAGAAGAAUUUCCUCAGCUGGAUAAAGGCCUCAAUGUCCAAUCGUAGUGCAGAAAAUGCAUCUUCAAAUACUGUAGCUGAGACUGAGGACUUAGCACUUAUAUGUAUUGUACCUGUAUAUAAUGCUUUUCUACAAAACAAAAUUUGUAUUUUUGUAUUGUUUUAUAUAAACUUGUUUCUGAUGGAUCUUUUAUUUUAAUUAUGCUAUUUUAAAAAAUUCCAAAGAU
Trachemys scripta elegans is the source of this 1934-nucleotide messenger RNA. It is a transcript of the gene TMEM237, whose product is annotated as transmembrane protein 237. Bases 568 to 1755 code for a protein of 395 amino acids. Gene Ontology annotation, cellular component: ciliary transition zone. The transcript has 13 exons. Gene Ontology annotation, biological process: cilium assembly. The record is from RefSeq and is a predicted model, not a curated record. NCBI's taxonomy places the organism in Eukaryota, Metazoa, Chordata, Testudines, Emydidae.